ACGGAUAACCAGUGCCCUCUCCAGCUAGCGGCACGUCUUUUCCUCAUAGCUGUUCACUUACUUACAUAACUGUCCUCUAGUGCUAAAGCCUACCUGCCUAGACGGAGGUUACUGUAGGUAGGUACAAUCCUAGGUAGGUACCUUGGAAGGUAAUUCUCUUAUGCGCCUAGGUAGGAGGUACCUAGGUAGACAUAGGUGCCUAAGGUACCUACCUGGUAGCCCUGCCCUAGGCGCUCCGUGAGAUAUCCAGAGCUCUGAGUAUUAUGCAGUACAUUCCACCGACAUCCCUUCUGCAAACGUCUCUCUGCAAACAACCUAUAACCUCUGUCCAUCCUGGAGCCAUUUUCUUAAUCACCUACAUCGCGGAGAAUGUCUGAGCCCGCUCGGCGGAUUGCCAUCAAAUUCGGCGCACCGUCGUCGUCGAGAUCAUCUAAUGGCGUUAAGAAGCACGCUCGCCCACCACUACCUUCGACGUUGGGCAAGAGGCACCGAUCGCACGCGCUAAACCAUGACUCCGAUUCUGAGAGCGACGGGCAGACGUCCGGCCGACACGAGACUGUGACAACCAUAGGUGAAGAUUGGUCCGAAUCCAAGGCAAAGGAACACGCCACGUCCUCGGGCAAGUCCAGGAGCGCCGACGUGCCGUAUGUAAUCAGCGGUCACCAAAACCGCGACUGGAAGGCAGAAGUGAAGGCUCAAAGGACUGGGAAGGGCGCCGUACCGAGACAUGCCCACGCAAACCCGAGCGCAUCUUUAGAGCGGCACGCCGCCGACCAAGACAAGGAAAUCAAAUGGGGUCUAAAUGUAGUCAAGAAAUCGGAACGCGAUGACAUCAACUCCUCGAAUGAGACCGUACCGUCUCUUGCUCUCGGCCCCGAAACGAGUCCUCAGGGGGGUGACCGUGGGGAGUCCAAGGACGAAGAAAGGGACGCGAUGGAUGCUCUCCUCGGCAGGAAGCGGAAGUCGGCGGCAGAGCUCAUAAUCGAAAGCACACCGAGACGUGACACGGUCGCCGCGCCAUCGGAGCAAGACGUUUAUCGUCGCAGGAUGGAGGAGGCGGCAGAGAUCUCGACGAUAGACGAAUACAGCCAGAUACCGGAAGGGGAGUUCGGGGCGGCUAUGCUGCGAGGUAUGGGCUGGAAUGGGGAGGAGCGUGGCUCUAAGCCCAAAGAAGCCAAGAAGAGGCCGCACCUGAUGGGGCUCGGAUCGAAGGAGGAUGAGGAGAUCCGAAAGGGUGAGCUCGCUCGGAAACACGGACAUCGGGAGCGGAGACCACGUCUGGACGAGUAUCGCAGAGACAAGGAGAGGGAAAGACGUGACCGCGAGGAGCGUCGUGGCGACAGCUACAAAUCUGAACGCGAACGCGAACGACGAGACCCUAGUCACAGUCAUGGCCACCGAGACCGAGACCGAGACCGGACCGCCGGCCACGGACGCGCCGAGCGAGGUCAUAGAUAUUAAGCCGCGUGGGCCUAUAGGUUUGGCCCGUUCGAUUGAAUAUAAUUGUCCCUUCGCCGUUUCAUCGUCACAUGGCAUCAUACGUAGUGGCCGUGGGGGAAGGAUCCUGCCAUCCGGGUGUCCACGAUCGAAGAUCGAGUCUGGUCUGGAGAUGAAAUGUCUGCCGAAUUAAUCCCCUCCAGCCAGCUGGCUACCCCCUCGCCAGCUUAGCUAUGGUGCAAAUAACUAGAUACUGCUCAGGCCCGAGCGAUAGUAAGUGUAUAUGCGCUUCGCACAUUAAGGUUGCUUAAACACCAGCGUUCACUCAAAAUUGCGGCAGUCGAGCGCAGUAGCUGACCCGCGGGCGCAACCGAACUCGGGGCACCGUUCGGUGCACUUACUAGCCGGGGCCAGAGCGGCUAC
Durotheca rogersii is the source of this 1860-nucleotide messenger RNA. Its product is annotated as DExH-box splicing factor binding site-domain-containing protein. The record is from RefSeq and is a predicted model, not a curated record. Gene Ontology annotation, biological process: mRNA splicing, via spliceosome. The coding region runs from base 370 to 1461 and encodes 363 amino acids. The transcript is spliced from 2 exons. Lineage: Eukaryota; Fungi; Ascomycota; Sordariomycetes; Xylariales; Xylariaceae. Gene Ontology annotation, cellular component: spliceosomal complex.